CCUGAAAGCAGACACCGCACUGUCCUUUACCGUUGGACAACAUCUGGUAGCAAUACAACUAACUUGUUCGCCCGGUAGGACUCCCUGAAGGACGUCGUUCGUUCGUACGCAAGUGUUGCCCUUUUGUCGGCAGGAAUAUUUCCCGCCCCUGGGCAUAAAGAAAAUCGGGGGAAAAAUAGAUGCGCACGCAAGCAUUGACGAGCACACGAGGACCGUCGUGUUAUCCUUAUCGUACCUUCAACAUUGGGGAACGGUUCUCACAACACAGCAAUGAAUGAUAUCACUCCUAUAGCAUCCUUACUGCCGUGCUGUUUUGUUGUUUGUUUUGCAAAAGAAAGCUGGGGAAAUCGUCCGUGUGGAGUUGGAAAAGGUGGAGCCAAACCGAAAAAAGGCUUUUUUCCGCUGGUUAUAAAUUUCUACAAAAUGGCGGAAGUACGCAUUGUUCUCUCUCGCUUCCGUGUCCUGCUCACGCACACAACGGCCUGCCAGGAUAGUUGUGAAAGUGAUCCAAAAAUGGAAAUUCAAUCACUGGAACUAGAGCGCGCACUACCGUGAUACGUUAAGCAGGAAAGAGAGCACCAGAUGCCGUUGGGAAAAUAUCUUCACUUUCACGGGCCGUUAUCUUUGUGGACCGCCUUGCCCGUUUGCCGGACUGGAUGUGUUGCCUUAUUGCGUCAAGAACGGUUACGGUAGCGGUAUCGUGUCCUGGUGCUCUCGAAGCACCUAAGUGAAAAUUCGUGACUUAAAUUGUUUUUUUUUUCACACACAAACCAAAUUCGAAAUGUGGUUUACCUCUCAACAGUUCAUUUGAAGAACUUGUUCGUCCUUUAGGAAAAAAAACGGGUGACGUUUUUGGAUAAACUUCACUCGAAAUAUCUUCAUAAAGCUUUUGUGAAAGUGCACACAGCUAGUGUCUCAUAAUCCCUAUAAUCCGUCGGAUAUGCCGAUGCCAUCGGCAAAGGAGCAAACACUGAUGUGGCAGCAAAACUCGUACCUCGGCGAUUCCGGCAUACAUUCGGGCGCCGUGACCCAGGUGCCGUCGCUGAGCGGCAAGGACGACGACAUGGAGGACGAUCCGCUGAUGUUCGACAUGGAUCAAGGGUUCUCGCAAAACUUUACACAGGAUCAGGUCGACGACAUGAACCAGCAGCUGAGCCAGACGCGCUCGCAGCGUGUGCGGGCCGCCAUGUUCCCGGAGACGCUCGAGGAGGGUAUCGAGAUCCCGUCGACACAGUUCGACCCGCAGCAACCGACGGCGGUGCAACGGCUGGCGGAACCGUCCCAGAUGCUGAAGCACGCUGUUGUCAACCUGAUCAACUAUCAGGACGAUGCGGAUCUGGCGACGCGCGCCAUCCCCGAGCUGAUCAAGCUGCUGAACGAUGAGGAUCAGGUGGUGGUAUCGCAGGCCGCCAUGAUGGUGCACCAGCUGUCGAAGAAGGAGGCGUCGCGGCACGCGAUCAUGAACAGCCCGCAGAUGGUGGCCGCCCUCGUCCGUGCGCUCUCCAACUCAAACGACCUCGAGACGACGAAGGGUGCGGUCGGUACGUUGCACAACUUGUCGCACCAUCGGCAGGGUUUGCUGGCCAUCUUCAAGUCCGGUGGCAUACCGGCGCUGGUGAAGCUACUGUCCUCGCCGGUCGAGUCAGUGCUGUUCUACGCGAUCACCACGCUGCACAAUCUGCUGCUGCAUCAGGACGGCAGCAAGAUGGCGGUACGGUUGGCGGGCGGGCUGCAGAAGAUGGUCGCACUGUUGCAGCGCAACAACGUCAAAUUUCUUGCCAUCGUCACGGACUGUCUGCAGAUCCUGGCCUACGGUAACCAGGAGAGCAAGCUGAUCAUACUCGCGUCGACUGGCCCGAGCGAGCUGGUGCGCAUUAUGCGUUCGUACGACUACGAGAAGCUGCUGUGGACAACGUCGCGCGUGCUGAAGGUGUUGUCGGUUUGCUCCAGCAACAAGCCGGCAAUUGUGGAAGCCGGCGGUAUGCAGGCGUUGGCCAUGCAUCUCGGCAAUCCAUCCCAGCGGCUGGUACAGAACUGUCUCUGGACGCUGCGCAAUCUGUCCGAUGCGGCAACCAAGGUGGACGGGCUCGAGACGCUACUGUCCGGUUUGGUGACCGUGCUCGGUUCGUCCGACGUGAAUGUGGUCACGUGUGCCGCCGGCAUUCUCUCCAACCUGACGUGCAACAACCAGCGCAAUAAGGUAACGGUUUGUCAGGUCGGUGGUGUGGAGGCACUCGUCGGCACGAUUAUAAACGCCGGUGACCGGGAGGAGAUCACCGAACCGGCCGUAUGUGCCCUGCGCCAUCUGACCUCCCGUCAUCCGGAGUCGGAAUCGGCCCAGAACGUCGUGCGCAACGGUUACGGACUGCCAGUUAUAGUGAAGCUGCUCAAUCCGCCGUCCCGCUGGCCGCUCAUUAAGGCCGUGAUCGGUUUGAUUCGUAACUUAGCCCUCUGUCCGGCUAAUGCGGCACCGUUGCGCGAACAUGGUGCCAUCCAUCUGUUGGUGCGGCUGCUGUUUAAGGCGUUCCAAGAUACACAACGGCAACGUUCAUCGGUUGCUACCAAUGGAUCGCAGCCACCGGGUGCCUACGCCGACGGCGUACGCAUGGAAGAGAUCGUCGAGGGUACGGUCGGUGCGCUGCACAUUCUCGCAAAGGAGGAAUACAAUCGGCAGGUCAUCCGUUCGCAGAACGUUAUUCCGAUCUUCGUACAGCUGCUCUUCUACAACGACAUCGAAAACAUUCAGCGUGUUGCUGCUGGCGUACUGUGCGAACUAGCCGUCGACAAAGAGGUGGCUGAGAUGAUCGAGGCGGAAGGAGCCACCGCACCGCUAACCGAGCUGCUCAACUCGGCCAACGAGGGUGUCGCCACGUACGCUGCCGCCGUACUCUUCAAGAUGAGCGAGGACAAGUCAAUGGAUUACAAGAAGCGCUUCUCUAGCGAGCUGACCACCCUGCCUGUGUUCCGCGACGAUAGCAUGUGGAACAACGGCGAGCUCGGUAUCGGACCGGACUUGCAGGACAUCCUGUCCCCCGAGCAAGCUUACGAGGGUCUGUAUGGACAAGGGCCUGCGAGUGUGCACAGCUCGCACGGUGGUCGUGCAUUCCAGCAAGGAUACGACACCCUUCCAAUAGACUCCAUGCAAGGGCUGGAGAUUGGCGGUGGAGGUGGAAGCAGCGUUAGCAACGGUGGACCGGCUGGCAACGGUAUGGGCGGCCAGCAGCAGCAAUCGGUCAGCGGUGGCGGACCCGGUUCGGUGGUAAUGGGUGGCGGCGCCAGCGGCAUGUCAUCAUCCGGCCAGCCGACCUCACCGUACGGCAUGGACAUGGAUGUCGGUGAAAUGGACGCGAGCGAACUGACGUUCGACCAUCUGGACGUGAUGCCGUCGCCGCCCCAGGAUAACAACCAGGUCGCCGCCUGGUACGACACCGAUCUCUAAGACGUGUCACUGUGCGCGUUCGGUUUGUCCGUGUGUGUGUGUGACAGUGGGAAUCAUAACGAAUAACGAACCUAACGCACCAACAGCAUGACACACACCUACACACCUCGGUAGCUCAUGAGCUUGCACAUGUUAUGCACGGGCCGCUCAUGGUGAAUGGUAUCUUCCUACCCACGUAUGCCAGGCAUUCGGUGCAGAACGAGCCUUGACAAAGGGUUUGGCAACUUUUUUACAUUUUAUUUUACAAUUUCUUUAUCGAAUAUAAGCACAUACCCUCCCCCAGCCCGCCCCCCUCCUACGGCUAACGUUACGAAAAGAAUUUUACGAACAUAUUUUAUAUAUCUGUUUUUCAUUUACGAUUUUACAUAUUAUAACUUAGUUACAAAAAGGGCUAAUGUAGACAUCAAUAUAUCUCUAUGUGCUCUUCAUAGUUCGCAAUUAUCAUAUCGGAACCUUUAUGUGAGAGGUUUGGUAGCUUAAAUGCCUUGAAAAAAAAACCCUUCUAUUGCAUGGAAAAUCAUUUCAAACGAACUAGCACAGGCACGAAACGAAACGAACUGUCUGGACGAAAUUUUGCAAUUGAGUAUUCUAGGCAAUAAUAUUGUAGGGCUCAACACAGAACUCAAAAAAAAGCAUAACUCUUCUGCCCUUGUGGCAUUUCUUGAAGAUACUUUUGUACGAUUUACGAUUACAAAUACGAAAAGAUUACAAUCGCAUGCGUCGCAAUAUAUACCUCUAUGUUGUAGGAAUAUUUUAUAUUUCUUUGCUUUUGUUUAUUUGCAAACAAUUGUUUUGUCUGUACACCCGGUUUGCCUGAUCUAGCCCCGUUCUCGACGAGAGGGGCGAUCAUACGAAGGAUAACAUAUUUUAUCCAGCGCGAGCCCACGGAACGGGCUCGUCACCAAUUGAUUCUAGCAAUACUUUCCAAAGCAUUACGGUCACGUAUGGAAGCAAAAUAAUGCGAUUCAAUAUGCUCAAGAAAUGACAAAACACUGUACGGGUGUUUUAUAUGCUCUGCCAGAUUCAUUAGAACUGGAUACACCCGAUGGAAGGGGGGAAAGCACUAGGAACGACAGAAAUUAAACGUUUGCAAUAAGCCUACCCACAAAACAUACACACAUUAAUGGACCGGAAAAGGUGGAAAUCUUCUCACAUUUGAUUGAUUUAUUGUAAAGACAAAGAGAAAAACAAAUACGAAAAACAUUAGUGCUUCCAAAAAAACAAAACAAAAAAAACAAGUUCAACUCGUUUCAUCCGUUUUCACCGAUUCCCUCACCCAUUCCAAGCAAACUCUUCCCCCUUUUUUUUAUCACGCAUCUCACAUCUAUGCUAUGGAUAUUCUUUUACCCAGCGAAAGUAGAAGUAGGUGCGACCGACACCUAUAUGAUUGACUUAUCAUUAUUACAACAAUUUACAUCAUAUUUGAUAUAUUAUAAAUAUAUAUGCGUACCCUAAUUGAUAAGUUUUACGAGCAUGUGCUAAAAACAUAAAAGUAUGUACGAGUUCGCAACACGGCCGCGUAAACUGUAAACUUUCGCGCAUCGAAAUCAUUCUCUCGCAUCUGCAUUUCGUACACUACAGUUUUGCGUUUUAAUACCGUAAUCGAAAUAAUUCAACAAAAUGAAAUAAAUCACACUAGUAUCUAAUAUUUUCAUUACACAAAAGUUUAGUUUUCCAUAAAAGAAAACCGAUCGCGGUCACCUUAUUCUCUGUCGUUAUCUCGUUCGGGAUAAUUUAGACGUCAGAAGCUACUACCGGUGACAGCUUUUCGGCUAUACAAUUAAAAGGCGAGAGGAACGGUUUUUCAAUGGUGCGCAGGGUGGAACGGUGAACCGGUCACUCCAAUAACACUAAUACACUUACUAGCGGGCGACAUAUGAAGCAUGCUUAAUCAAAUUAUAAUAUUUUAUUACCCACAUUGCUUUCGCUUGUUCGAGUUUGUGACAUUGAUUUCGGCCCGUUUAAAUAAUGGACACGAAAAGCGUUUAAAAAAGAACUGUUCAGUGCUGGGCGUGGGUUAAACAGGUUUAAUAUGCCUCCACGACUUGCACCGUUUCCGCGGUUUUUUUUUUGUUUUUGUUAGGGGCACAUUAGAACAAUCAGCGCAAUAUAUUAUAGAAACAGAACAGAGUAAGAAAAGAAACGUGCAUUUUGUUUGCAAACAGCUAAUACAAGAUUACAAAAAAUAAAAACACCUCGUUUUUACUCGUACACCAAGCAGCCCAAAUUGCAAGCAAGAAGAGAGAAAAAAAAACACGGGAGUGAUGGAGUCGAGCACGAUCCGAACAAAAGCAAAAAAAAAGGAGGAAAGGCAUCCAGGAGUGCACUAACUUACUGUUUAAAAAUCGAGAUGAAAUACAGCAACACAACAGCUAGAAAUUGAAGCAUAAUAUAUGGUAAAAAAGAAGGAAUGCUAGCGAUUACAAUGCGUCUCAAAUGCAUACAAGCGUCAACAUACACACCACGAACACGCGGACACACUCAUUCGUGCCCGUAGGCGUAUUUGUAACGGUGUUGCAGAAGUUAUAGAAAAAAAAGGCAAACGUUUUAGCGAUAUAAUCAAUGUUUUAUCAUUCGUAUGAACCAGAUAUAAUAAACAAGAAAGCAAAGAAGAAAAAGAAAACAAAAACCCAAAAGCAAACACACAUAGCAGCAUAUACGACAGAACAAAAAAACAAAACGAUGAAACAGCGAAAAUGAAUUAGCAUAAUAUAUCAGGUAUUAAAUAAAAUGAUAGAAGAACAACAA
Molecule: messenger RNA, 6187 nt
Organism: Anopheles funestus (African malaria mosquito)
Lineage: Eukaryota; Metazoa; Arthropoda; Insecta; Diptera; Culicidae
Gene: arm
Product: armadillo segment polarity protein
Exons: 7
Coding region: 941-3439 (832 amino acids)
Biological process (GO): positive regulation of transcription by RNA polymerase II; cell adhesion
Cellular component (GO): catenin complex; adherens junction
Molecular function (GO): alpha-catenin binding; protein phosphatase binding; transcription coactivator activity
Source: RefSeq, a predicted model, not a curated record